This is a messenger RNA of Tachyglossus aculeatus (Australian echidna), 1962 nucleotides long. RefSeq names its product mitochondrial transcription termination factor 3 (gene MTERF3). Gene Ontology annotation, cellular component: mitochondrion. Lineage: Eukaryota; Metazoa; Chordata; Mammalia; Monotremata; Tachyglossidae. The transcript is spliced from 8 exons. The coding region runs from base 127 to 1374 and encodes 415 amino acids. The record is from RefSeq and is a predicted model, not a curated record. Gene Ontology annotation, molecular function: double-stranded DNA binding. Gene Ontology annotation, biological process: regulation of DNA-templated transcription; mitochondrial ribosome assembly.
GCCGCCGGCGUGCUGGUCUACCGCGGCCUGCUCGUUGGCUGGGAGCCAGUGGGCGCUUACGAGGUGCGACGCGCUGUGCUGAGCGCUCCGGGGAGGACACGCCCUAACAGCCCCGCCCAGCGGAAAAUGGCUCCGUCAGCUCGGCAGAUUCCAAGAUGGUUCAACGCGCUGAAAAUGAGUAACGUGAGCGCCGCACAACUCAGAAAACAAACGGGGAGCCGGAGGAUGUCUCCGCCUGAGCCCUCGGCACCGUUGCGACGGUCUUCUCACCAUUGUGUCCUCCGGGAGCAAUUCAGCUCUUAUAGUUCGUCUUCCUUACGGAACAGUUCCCAGGUUUCCAGCUCUAACCCCCAAGACGCUGCUUCGGGGCAAAGCACCCGUCUCCCUUCCGUUCACGAAGAACCGCCCGAGACGAAGAUCAUUCCCAACUUGGAUUCGGUGUUCUCGCUAGAAGAGCUGGAAGAGUUGCCACCACCGUCCCCGCUGGAUCCAAUUUCCGAGGAGGAGGCCGUGCGGAUUGAAGCGGAGCCUCCGCUCCCCCCGGCUUCGUUCACGCUUCGAGAUUACGUUGACCGCUCGGAGACCUUGCAGAAGUUAGUGCACUUGGGUGUUGAGUUAUACAAACUGGAAAAGCGUCGAGAUGUAGGCACCCUCCUCCUGAGACUGGAUUUUGAAAGGGACAUAAGAAAAAUACUUUUGUUUCUCAAGGAUGUGGGGGUGGAGGAUGACCAACUGGGAAAAUUCCUGACCAAAAAUCACGCUAUUUUCACUGAAGAUAUAGAAAGCCUGAAGGCCAGAGUAGCUUACCUAAAAUCGAAACAAUUCAGUAAGGCAGAUAUUGCACGGAUGGUCACGAAUGCCCCGUUUCUGCUAAGUUUUUCAGUGGAAAGAUUGGAUAACAGACUGGGCUUCUUCCAGAAAGAACUUAAACUAAGUGUACAAAAGACCAGAAAUCUAGUAAUUCAGCUUCCAAGCUUACUAACUGGAAGUCUUGAGCCUGUGAAAGAAAAUUUGAUCGUUUACCAGCUUGAACUUGGCUUUAAGCAUAAUGAAAUUCAGCAUAUGGUAACGAGAAUCCCAAGGCUGUUAUCUGCAAGGAAAGGGAAGCUCAUAGAAAAUUUUGACUACGUGCAUAAUGUGAUGAAAAUUCCCCAACAUUACAUUGUCAAAUUUCCAGAGGUGUUUACUACUUCGUUGCUGAAAAUCAAAGAAAGGCACCUGUUCCUCAGCUACUUGGGAAGAGCGCAGUACAACCCGGCCCAGCCCAACUACAUCUCUGUGGGAAGACUGGUGUCCAUUCCCGACGAAGUCUUUUGUGAGGAGAUGGCCAAAGCCUCACUAAGUGACUUUGAGAAAUUCCUAAAAACGCUUUAAUUUUCAUCAGCCGUUAAGGGAAUAAGAGUGAGAUGAAAUAAAUGCGUAGACGUGCCUCAGUCCUAACUCAUGUUGAAGGACAGUGACAGUUCUGCAAAAUUUCUGGAUGGGAUAAUGGUUGUUAUCCCAUCUAUCUAAUAAGUGUAUUAGAGUAUUGAGGUUACUGAGGACUGCCCAUCUCCGGAUAAAAAUAGUAAUGUUAUAUUUCAUAGUUCAGUAAAUCAUUUUCUUCCAGUGUUUUUAGGGUAAAUUACAGGCACCAUUCUUCUUGGAUUUCUUUUCUGAGGAAACCAGGGGCAGGACUUUUUGCACUGUUUUAAUCCUUACAAUUUUGUCAAAGGUACAAGGAAAAGGAUGGCGUUUGAGAGGGAGAAUUUGUUUCUAAUGGUAAAGAAUAAUAAUAAUGUGGUAUUUAAGUGCUUGCUAUGUGUCCUGAGUGCUACGAUAGAAGAUCAUCAGGCUGAAUACAGUCCCUGUCCCUCAUCAGCCUCGCAGUCGAAAUAGAGGAGGGACUACAGGGAUUGAAUCCCCAUUUUACAAAUAAGGAAACUGAGGCACAGGAAAGUUAAGUGACUCGCCCGUGGUCAC